CAAUGCCUUUUCGCACAGAGAACGCCAGAGGGAAGAUGCUUCAUUCCCAUGUUUUUCCGGAUUUGUUUAAAAGCCGUUAAACCGCUGCAUUUAUCGUUUAGUUAUUUAGCUAGGACCGGAAAUACUGGUAUUUCUACUAUGACAUAUUGAAGCCGGUGUAAACGUCCACUUUAUGUGUACUCUUUACUAGAUAACUCGUCAUGCUAGCGUUCUGGUUCAAGGUGCGAUAGCUCGCUGUUUGGCAUCUACCAGGUGACUAUCUUGACAACUCUUUGGGUCAAAGUUCUUGACUCACUUCCUACAUCUCCCAAAUUCAACUUGACGAGCCUGUAAACACUGUUUGCUGGCUACUUCUCCCUGUUCACAUAAUAGAGAUGUCUGGGAGUCCUGCUGUGGUCAUGAGGCUGGUGGCCUCAGCCUACACUGUGGCUGAAAAGGCUGGAGCCAUUGUGAGGAAGGUCCUUCACAGUGGAGAGCUUGGCAUUGUGGAAAAGACUGGAGCUAAUGAUCUGCAGACACUGGCGGACAGACUGGCACAGCAGAGCAUUUGCGCGUCACUGUCCAGACGUUUCCCUAAAAUCACCAUCAUUGGAGAGGAGGAUCUUCCAGCUGAGGAAGUAAAGGAAGAGCUCAUCGAGAACGGCCACUCAGAGGAGAUCCUCCAGAAGACGUGCCCAGCAGAAUACAGCGGGCUGAAAGAGGAGGAGCUGGUCGUGUGGGUCGAUCCACUCGAUGGCACAAAGGAAUAUACUGAAGGGCUCCUGGAUAAUGUGACGGUGCUGAUUGGUAUCGCAUACGCAGGCAAAGCUAUCGCAGGUGUCAUCAACCAGCCUUUCUACAACUACCAGCUUGGCACAGGAGCAGAACUAGGAAGAACGAUGUGGGGUAUGCCAGGGUUGGGCGCCUUUGGAUUUACACUGAAGGAAGCUCCGGGCAAUCGACGCAUCAUCACCACCACACGUUCCCACAGCAACAAGGUGGUGACGGAGUGUGUAGACGCCAUGGAGCCGCACGAAGUUAUAAAAGUUGGUGGAGCUGGAAACAAGAUAAUCCAGCUUGUUGAAGGAAGAGCUUCUGCCUAUGUGUUCGCCAGUCUAGGGUGCAAGAAGUGGGACACCUGCGCUCCUGAGGCCAUUCUCACUGCUGUUGGAGGUAAACUGACUGACAUGCAUGGCAAUGCAUACCGCUAUGAUGCUAAUGUGAAGCACAUGAACUCUGCUGGUGUUCUUGCUACACUACGUAACCAUGAGUACUACGUCAGCAGAGUACCGCAGUCGGUGAGGCAAGCCCUAAAAACAGACUGAGGUUCGUCUUCGAUGUAGACAAAACACUAAUGUCUGUCUGUGGUUCGGACAUUAAAAUCCAUACAGAGGAGAGUUCCUAGACACCAAUGCAGAAACCUUCACAGUAUAAAGAAAAAGUCAUCAAAUCUAUUUUGUAUUUUUUGAAAUGUUAUGAUUUCUAUGGUGCGUUCCAUUUGAACUGCGAAGUCAGAAUUUACUAAUUCCCAUUCAGCAAUUUCUAAGGUCAGAUUUUCAACUCUUAAGUUGACAGUCAGACGCACCUCACCAACCCUGAUCUCAAAAUCCAAGAUGGCAGCUCCAAUCAAGUCAAACUGCAUUGUUGUCCACUGGAAUUCCUAGCACUGUCUAAUCUGGCUUGUGCUGGCUUUGUGACUUGUACAGAGACUCUGUCCACUCUGAUGACAUCAGGGAAAUGGAACGCACCAAUAACCACAUAUAAAGGUUAAUUUGCAAAACCACAUAUAAAUAAAUGAUUUUGAAUACA
Messenger RNA from Acanthopagrus latus (yellowfin seabream), 1788 nucleotides. RefSeq names its product bisphosphate nucleotidase 1 (gene bpnt1). The transcript has 9 exons. Gene Ontology annotation, molecular function: 3'(2'),5'-bisphosphate nucleotidase activity. The record is from RefSeq and is a predicted model, not a curated record. The coding region runs from base 375 to 1304 and encodes 309 amino acids. Gene Ontology annotation, biological process: phosphatidylinositol phosphate biosynthetic process. NCBI's taxonomy places the organism in Eukaryota, Metazoa, Chordata, Actinopteri, Spariformes, Sparidae.